CAUAUUACCAAAGAGACAUGUCUACAAACAUUUGACACAUUUUUUAAUUUAUGAAACAUGAAAUUACUUUCGAAAUAAACACCAAAAUUUUCGAAAUGAGUGUCAGGAGCGCGAUGUCCCUUCGGCGGUUGUGUCCACAGCUGGGAGCCCUUCGCCGGAACAGUAUGCAGACCCUAAAAUAUGACCACAGUUCGGGGACCUUGGAGGAUGAACAGUGAAGCAGAUGAUACAGGACCAGCUAGGAGUUGAGCCGGGCUAUCACACUGUUCCAAAGUGUAGAGAGGGCCUUUUGAAGUAUCACCCGAAGCCGGAAGAAUUGCCCGAACGCUCCAUGAAGGAUUCUUUCACAUCAGCCACUCUACUCCUGGGAUCAGAUCCGCUAGUUCGCGAACGCUUCGUUCAGGUUACGGGAUAUGUGAGAAUAGGCAGGAUAAUGGAGGAACUGGACGUAUUUGCUGUCUGGAUCUGUCAUCGUCAUAUCCAUUUGCCCAAUUUGCCGAAGGGUAUUCCUCUUCCGUAUACGUUCCUGACCCUUUUGGUGGAUCAGGCCAAGUUCCUACAAUCUCAAUUCGACACAAAUGUGGAUGUGGAUCUUUCAGGGCAUGUUUCCUAUACUGGUCGCAGCUCCAUCGAGAUUACCAUGUAUGUGCGGCAAAGUGGGAAGCUCUUAUCGAAGGCUAUUUUCGUAAUGGUGGCCCGCAACGCUGUGAACAGUGCUCCGGCUCCAAUCAAUAAACUGGUGCCCGGAAACGAGCAGGAGGAGCGCAUCCACAAGGAGGCCUUAGAACGGCACAACAAGCGUCAGAAGAUCCGGGCACAACCAGAGUCGAAGGUGCCGCCAUCCGAAGAGGAGGUUAAAAUCCUGUAUAAUAUUUUUCAGCGCACGAGGAGCAGCAAGGGAGAUUUGGAGGCACCAGAGCUCCCGGAGGACUGUCGCUGGAUGUCGGAUACGCGGCGGGAUUGCACGAUUCAUCCGUUUCCUGAGAACAGAAACAACUCGAACACCAUCGGUGGCGGCUUCACCAUUCGCCGGGCCUUGGAGACUAGUUUCAUUGCGGCCAGUCUCUUCUGCGGCGCACCCGCCAUGGUUAGCUUCUUAUCGGACGUCACGUUCGAACGCCCGAUUCGCGUCAACAGCUUUAUAACGAUGUCUGCUUAUGUGGUCUAUACCCACGAAAACUAUCUCCAAACGAUGGUCACGGUGACGGCCAUCGAUGCCGAGACCGGCACCAGAAUUCACUGCAACGCCCUGUACCUCACCUAUGUCUGUGCCAACAAAAUGAAAGAGGUGAUGCCCAAGAGCUACCACGAGGGCUUGUGGAACCUAAGAGGGCGGCGUCAAUUUCGGCGCUUUAUUAAAUCAGCGAAACUGGAAGAUUACGACAAGGAUAGCCCGUCCUCAGAUGACACAAAACCUGAUACGAAACCGUGUAAAUGUGGUGAUGGGAAGAAAUAAAAUUUUGGAUGAAUUGGAGUCGUGGAUAGUCCUAGGGAGGUGAAGUCGAUAGGGUAUAUUCAUAUACUAGACACUUUUAUUCGACCGAAAGAAAAAAACAAUUAGGAAUAAAUUGUAACACCACUAUCUGUACACUUAUUGGACAUACACGAAACAAUGUAUGAUUGGAA
Drosophila bipectinata is the source of this 1626-nucleotide messenger RNA. Its product is annotated as acyl-coenzyme A thioesterase 9, mitochondrial. Gene Ontology annotation, cellular component: mitochondrion. Gene Ontology annotation, biological process: acyl-CoA metabolic process. Gene Ontology annotation, molecular function: fatty acyl-CoA hydrolase activity. The record is from RefSeq and is a predicted model, not a curated record. NCBI's taxonomy places the organism in Eukaryota, Metazoa, Arthropoda, Insecta, Diptera, Drosophilidae.